AUGAUUGUUGGUAAGAUGAACUGCCAUUUGGGCGACCAUUUGACACUUCAGCAUGCAGUGAUGCAGUGGGAACAGUACCAGUCAGAUGGUUUGCUGCGCAGCACUCAUGCAGUGGUUGGUGCAGAAGAUUUGAUGCAGCUGCUGAAGAACUACUCGAGACAACAUGGUACCCAGAUGAAGGGGCACAUUUCCGUUGGCGUCGUGGGCUAUCCAAACACCGGCAAGAGCUCCGUGAUCAACUCGAUGAAACGACACUCAGCCGUGGAGACAGGUGGCCGCGCUGGGGUGACCAAAGUGGCCCAGGAGGUUCAACUGGACUCCAAGGUGACGUUGAUCGAUUCGCCAGGGGUGGUCUUUGAGGGAAGCUCCAAUGAUCCUUCUGUGGUGCUUCGGAACGUUGUCCGAGUGGAGUCGGUGGUGGAUCCUGUGGCCGUGGUGGAAGCCUUGGCCGCCAAGGCUCCCCGUGAGGCCUUAUUGAACUUCUAUGGCCUUCGAGACUUUAAGGAUGUGUCAGAGUUUCUGAUCCACGUGGCCCAAGUAAGGGGUAAGUUAAAGAAAAAUGCAGGUGGGGCCGGCGCCGGCCUCGAUCUGGCCUCCGCCGCCCGGUCCGUGAUCUCGGACUGGACCACAGGCAAGUUCCGGUACUACGUGUUGCCCCCUGCCAGCAGCAGCCAGGAUGCAGCCAUUGCUGAGGCUGCAGCUGCGAUUAGACUGGGUGUGUCCAAACUUGGGGAUCUUGGGGCCGAUCCAUGGACCAUUUUGUUGCAUGCCCUGAGACACAUGUGGCUGUCAUCCACUGAGUUCCACUGGUCGCCGAAUCGCAGGAUGAUGAAGAUGCGAUGUGCCGGGGCCUUGUCUGGGUGCAUUCGAGACACCAUCAAGCUGAAGCCUGAGAAGUUGGAAGCGCAGCGGCAGGCCGUGAGCCACUUCGUGCGACAGGCUCGAGCCAAAGGGAGUCGAGUGGCCUUGAUCACUUCAGGAGGCACCACUGUUCCAUUCGAAGUGAACACCGUGCGUUUCAUCGAUAACUUCUCCACUGGAACCAGAGGCGCUCUCUGUACCCAGGAAUUCCUCGAAGCGGGCUAUGCGGUGAUCUUUUUGCACCGAAAAGGGUCCAACUUUCCUUAUGCCACGGAGAUUGUGAAGAAGCUGAACGAGGCUCCUUUGGAGCUGCUACAGGCGAGUGCUUGCACACAACCUCCUUCCGACAUUCAGGAGCGGCUGUUGGCCAUAGGUUUUAACACCAUCUUUGAUUAUUUGUUUCUGCUGCGUGAGUGCUCACAAGCAGUAGCAGAUGCAGGCACCGCUGCCACCAUCCUUCUGGCUGCGGCGGUCUCGGAUUUUUAUGUGCCUGAAUCAGAGAUGGCUACAGAGAAGAUCCAGAGUCGAGCUCAUGAUGGCCUCACUGUACAGUUGCGAAACGUCCCAAAGUUGCUGGGUGCCGUGCGCCUUUGGGCACCGCAGGCCUUCAUUUUGUCUUUCAAGUUAGAGACCAAUCCCAACAUCCUCCUGGCCAAAGCUGCUGGAGCGUUGAAGAAGUACAAAGUGGAUGCCGUUUGCUCGAAUGUCCUUCAGACCAUCCGCGACUGGGUCACCAUCGUUGAAGUUGACAAAGCUUCCUCCAUCGAGGUGCCCAGCGAGAUUUCCGGCGAAGAGCGCGAGCCUGUCCAGGUUUCGGGCGUUCGUAGUCGCCGGGUGGAGCGGAAGGACGCCAAGAGUGUAGAUGUACCCCUGAUCCGAAGCGUCAUCGAGAUGCACAGCGAGAAGAUGGCUUCAGGGGGUUCCUCCGGAUAUGCUUGA
Molecule: messenger RNA, 1800 nt
Organism: Cladocopium goreaui
Lineage: Eukaryota; Dinophyceae; Suessiales; Symbiodiniaceae
Source: the annotation of a GenBank genome assembly